Molecule: messenger RNA, 1681 nt
Organism: Vigna umbellata (rice bean)
Lineage: Eukaryota; Viridiplantae; Streptophyta; Magnoliopsida; Fabales; Fabaceae
Product: glyoxal oxidase-related protein
Source: RefSeq, a predicted model, not a curated record
GCUUCCAUCUUUCUUUCUUAUUCUUGUUCAAAGCAUGUUCUUUGAGGUCGUAAUUAGCAUUGAAAAUGGUACAACCACCAAAGGAGGUCACUGGGUGGAGCUGCAGCGCAGCAUAGGCAUCUCCGCCAUGCACAUGCAAGUAAUGUACGACAACAAGGUCGUAAUCUUCGACCGCACCGACUUCGGCCCCUCCAACAUCUCCCUCUCCCACCAUCGCUGCCGCUUCAACCCCCACGACCUCGCCCUCAAGCUUGACUGCACCGCCCACUCCAUCCUCUACGACCUCUCCCACAACACCCUCCGCCCCCUCACCCUCCGCACCGACGCCUGGUGCUCCUCCGGGGCUCUCACCCCCGACGGCUCCCUCCUCCAGACUGGCGGUUUCAACGACGGCUACACCACCCUCCGCUCCUUCACCCCCUGCCCCCAACACAAUACCUGCGACUGGCGCGAACUUCGCAACCACAGCCUCUCGAACAGCCGCUGGUACUCCUCCAACCAAAUCCUUCCCUCGGGGAAAAUCAUCGUCGUGGGUGGCCGCAACUCCUUCACCUACGAAUUCGUCCCCAAAAACGACGUCGCCUCCUCGUCGUUCCACUACCUUCCCUUCUUGAAACACACGCGUGACCCCAACCGCGGCGAGGAGAACAAUCUUUACCCCUUCUUGCACCUCUUACCAGACGGAAACCUCUUCAUCUUCGCCAACCGCAACUCCAUCCUCUUCAACUUCACCACCAACAAAGUCCUCCGCAACUUCCCCACCAUCCCCGGCCAAGAAAAAAGAAACUACCCCAGCACAGCCUCCUCCGUUCUCCUCCCGUUAAACCUCACGGGUCUCAACAAAACGCGUUUGCCCGACGCCGAAAUUAUGAUAUGCGGCGGGGCCUACCCUGGCGCGUUUAGCUUGGCCAACACGUUGAAGAUCUUUCUAGAAGCUUCCCGAACGUGCGGGAGGUUGAGAGUGACGGAUUCGAACCCUGUGUGGGUCAUGGAAACAAUGCCCACGCCGAGGGUUAUGCCUGACAUGGUUCUGCUUCCCAAUGGGAAUGUCAUUAUCUUGAACGGUGCAAUGAAUGGUACCGCCGGGUGGGAGAACGCGGCCAACCCGGUUUUGCAUCCGGUUUUGUAUAGACCCGGUUUGGUUGACCAGUUUCCGAGGUUUCAGUUACUGGCGCCGGCGAGUACUCCGAGGAUGUAUCACUCGUCCGCUGUGCUGGUACCAGAUGGCAGGGUUUUAGUGGGCGGGAGCAACCCGCAUAGGGUUUAUGAUUUUCGGGCAAACCCGUACCCGACGGAGUUGAGUUUGGAUGCGUAUUACCCGGAGUAUUUGGGGACAGAGUUUGACUCAAUGCGUCCCUCGAUAGUCGCUGUUGAGGCUACGAACAAUACGGCGUCGUAUGGAAAGGUGUUUGCGGUGAAUUUUUUGGUACGGGAGUACCGUGUUGGAGGGGUGGGAGUGACGCUGGUGGCGCCGUCAUUUACGACGCACUCGUUCGCGAUGAACCAGAGGUUGCUUUUGCUGGAGGUGGUUGGGGUUGAGCAGGUGGCGCCUUCAGGGUACAGAGUGGUUGCGCGUGCGCCCCCUUCGCUGGCUGUGGCGCCACCUGGGUUCUACAUGCUUUUUAUCGUGCACGCUGGAGUUCCGAGCGGUGCGGUUUGGGUUCAGGUGAAAUGAAAAUGG